AUGAAAGCGUUUGAAAAUAUAUUAAGUUCCCUAUCGGUUUCUUUCCAUCAACACCAUUGUCACCGGUGCUCCCUGCUUCUCUUUCUCUCUUUCUCUCUCUCUCCCUACCAAGACUGCAACCAUUGCCGUCUCCGCCACCAUUCAUUCCUCAUCAGUUCCACAAACCGCCCUGCCCUCGACCCCCUCCUGCUUCUACACUGCAACAUUGCCUACUACCAUAUUUGUUUUCAGAAAUCAAUAUCACUUAACUCUCUUUCUCCUGGUUUUCUCUCCUCCUCCGCUUCUUCACCCACUCUUUCUCCUCCGCUUCUUCACCCACUCUUUCUCCUCCGCUUCUUCACCCACUCUUUCUCCUCCACUCACUCUUUCUCCUCCACUCACUCUUUCUCCUCCACUCACUCUUUUUCCUCCACUCACUCUUUUUCCUCCACUCACUCUUUUUCACUCUUUCUCCUCCACUCACUCUUUUUCCUCCACUCACUCUUUUUCACUCUUUCUCCUCCACUCACUCUUUUUCACUCUUUCUCCUCCACUCACUCUUUUUCACUCUUUCUCAUCCACUCACUCUUUUUCACUCUUUCUCCUCCACUCACUCUUUUUCACUCUUUCUCCUCCACUCACUCUUUUUCACUCUUUCUCCUCCACUCACUCUUUUUCACUCUUUCUCCUCUUCCUCCUCCUCUUUUUUUUUACCACUCACUCUUUCUCACUUUGUUCAUGUCUCUGAAGCUUUUCACUCAGUAG
Messenger RNA from Acanthosepion pharaonis, 744 nucleotides. The record is from the annotation of a GenBank genome assembly. NCBI's taxonomy places the organism in Eukaryota, Metazoa, Mollusca, Cephalopoda, Sepiida, Sepiidae.